Equus caballus (horse) is the source of this 1997-nucleotide messenger RNA. RefSeq names its product acyl-CoA synthetase family member 2 (gene ACSF2). Gene Ontology annotation, biological process: fatty acid metabolic process. Lineage: Eukaryota; Metazoa; Chordata; Mammalia; Perissodactyla; Equidae. Gene Ontology annotation, molecular function: medium-chain fatty acid-CoA ligase activity. The record is from RefSeq and is a predicted model, not a curated record.
CUCACUUCAAAAGUUUACUCCGGCUGGGACGCGGGGCCUAGCGAGCCAUGGCUGUCUACGUCUGGAUGCUACGCCUCGGGAGGCUGUGCGCCCGGAGCCCAGGGGUGCUGGGGGCCCGGGCUGUCCUCUCCCGGGGUUGGCAGGAAGCGAGGUGGCAGGGCGUCCGUCCCCUCAGUUCCAGAGAGGUGGAUGGCACCGCCCCCCUGCCCGUUGGUGGCUGCAGCUACAUCCAGGGCCACACUGGAUUGCAUCUUAUCAACAAGACUGUGGGGCAGUGCCUGGAUGCCACAGUACAGAAGAUCCCGGACCGAGAGGCCUUGGUCGUCCUCCAUGAAAAUGUCCGGUUGACCUUUGCCCAGCUCAAGGAGGAGGUGGACAAAGCUGCUUCUGGGCUCCUGAGUAUCGGCCUCUGCAAGGGUGACCGGCUGGGCAUGUGGGGACCCAACUCCUAUGCGUGGGUGCUCAUGCAGCUGGCCUCGGCCCAGGCGGGCAUCAUUCUGGUGUCUGUGAACCCAGCCUACCAGGCUAGGGAGCUGGAGUAUGCCCUCAAGAAGGUGGGCUGCAAAGCCCUUGUGUUCCCCAAGCAAUUCAAGACCCAGCAAUACUACAACAUCCUGAAGCAGAUCUGUCCAGAGUUGGAGAAGGCCCAGCCAGGGGCCUUGAAGAGUCAGAGGCUUCCAGAUCUGACCACAGUCAUCUUAGUGGAUGCCUCUCUGCCAGGGACCCUGCUCCUGGAUGACGUGAUAGCAGCUGGCAAUACAGAGCAGCAUCUGGCCCACCUCCAGCACACCCAGAAGUUCCUGUCCUGCCAUGACCCCAUCAACAUCCAGUUCACCUCGGGGACGACAGGCAGCCCCAAGGGGGCCACCCUCUCCCACCACAACAUUGUCAACAACGCCAACAUGAUAGGGGAGCGCCUCAGACUGCCCCUGAAGAUGCCGAAGGAGUUGCGGAUGGUCCUGCCCACCCCCCUGUACCACUGCCUGGGUUCUGUAGGGGGCACAAUGGUGAGCAUGACGCAUGGUAUCACCCUCAUCCUGCCCUCUCCAAGCUUUGAUGGCAAGAAGGCGCUGGAGGCCAUCAGCAGAGAGAGAGGCUCCUUCCUGUAUGGCACCCCCACAAUGUUUGUGGACAUUCUGAACCAGCCAGACUUCUCCAGUUACGACAUCUCGGCCAUGCUUGGAGGUGUAAUUGCUGGGUCCCCUGCACCCCCAGAGCUGAUCCGAGCCAUCAUCAACAAGCUGAACAUGAAGGAGCUGGUGGUGGCUUACGGAACCACAGAGAACAGUCCCGUGACCUUUAUGAACUUUGCUGAGGACACUGUGCAGGAGAAGGCAGAAAGUGUGGGCCGAGUGAUGCCUCACACAGAGGCCCAGAUCGUGAACACGGAGACGGGGACACUGACAAAGCUGAAUACACCAGGAGAGCUGUGGAUCCGAGGAUACUGCGUCAUGCUGGGCUACUGGGGUGAUCCCCAGAAGACCGUGGAAGCAGUUGGACAGGACAAGUGGUAUCGGACAGGAGACAUCGCCACGAUGGAUGAAAAGGGCUUCUGCAAGAUCGUGGGCCGCUCCAAGGAUAUGAUCAUCCGGGGCGGCGAGAACAUCUACCCUGCGGAGCUGGAAGACUUCUUUCACACACACCCGAAGGUGCAGGAAGUGCAGGUGGUGGGUGUGAAGGACAAGCGGCUGGGAGAAGAAAUCUGUGCCUGCAUUCGGCUGAAGAAAGGGGAGAAGACCACGGCGGAGGAGAUCAAGGCUUUCUGCAAGGGGAAGAUCGCCCACUUCAAGAUUCCCCGAUACAUCGUGUUUGUCACAGAGUACCCCCUCACUGUCUCAGGAAAGAUCCAGAAAUUCAAACUUCGCGAGCAGAUGGAACAACAUCUAAACCUGUGAAUAAAGGGGGGAGUGGGGUCCUCCCAGGUCCUCACUGCUCUUCCCCCACAUUCCCCUUGUCUGUCUUGGUGAUUUGGCAUAAAGAGCUUCUGUUGUCUUUGG